AUCAAGUCUUAAUGCCGCAGGCACAUAUUACUAUGAUCAAAUAAUUGAUCAUAACGACAAAAAGUCGGGAACUUUCAAACAACGAUAUUUUGUUAACUCCUCUUGCUAUAAACCCGGUGGACCAAUAUUUAUCACCACUGCAGGAGAGAGCUCAAUAGUGAUAAGCGAAGUCUCGCAGUCUGGAAUCAGCGAGAUCGCUUCAUUUUUCGGUGGCCUCUUGAUUGCAGUUGAGCAUCGUUUUUAUGGGAAGAGCUAUCCUCCGGUACCCGAUCUUCAAGCAAAAAACCUGAAAACUCUGACAGUCGAACAAGCCCUAGCAGAUUUCGCUAGAUUCAUCGCUUAUCCUCCGGAUAUACCCGUAAAAAUUCCGAAACAUUCCAAAUGGAUCUUUGUCGGAGGGUCGUAUGCCGGUAAUAUAGCCACAUGGAUGCGAGAAAAAUACCCCGAGUUAGUGUUCGCCGCUUGGGCCUCGUCCGCUCCACUAUUAGCCAAGAUCAAUUUCUUCGAGUAUGACCAAGAGGUUGGCCGCGUUUUGCCAUGUCGUAAGGAUGUGGCAGACGCCAUAUCAUUUGUUAAUGAAGUUUUGCUUUCCGGCAACAAAACUGCUAUCAAUGCACUCAAGGCACAAUAUGGGCUUGGCGUGUUGGAAAACGAUCAAGACUUUGCUUCGGCAAUAGUUCUACCGCAAUCAUCAAUCGUUCAAAGUUAUUUUCCACCAUUGUCAUCCAAUGACAUUGACACGAUUGCUGCCUUUUGCGGAGCGUUUUCCAGUGCACCUAACAAAAAUCCUGCUACUCUGAAUGCAGUGCUUGCCGAAAUUUUCAAGUUCUAUUUGAAUACCACCGGGCUGACUAACGAUAAGGCAAUCGCCGAUUUUUUCGCCACCACCUCUAUUUCUCUAACCGUACCCAACGAUGUUGCCACUUAUACCUAUCAAUUCGGAUGGUAUCAAACCGCGCCAAAGCCACCACUUCAAAGUUACCGUCCACAAAUAGUAAAUGUUGCCUACUAUCAGUACCAGUGCGAUUUCCUAUUUCCGAAAAUUCCGCCACCACAAGUGAAAAAGACAAACUCCGAGUUUGGUGGUAACACCAAGAAAUUCUCGCGAACAGUAUUCGUUACCGGUGGAUCUGAUCCAUGGACACCACUGACGAUAAGUGGUUCCGACAAACAUACUAUUUCAGAGAACGCUGUGUUCAUUAUUGUAAACGGGUCUCAUAUUAAUGAUCUGAGAUUUCCCAGUCCGGUGGAUAGUGCCUCGUUGACAGCGGCCAGGAAAUUCGUGAAGGAUAAGUUGUCCGAAUGGUUGAAACACUAUUAG
Messenger RNA from Acaulospora colombiana, 1321 nucleotides. The record is from the annotation of a GenBank genome assembly. Lineage: Eukaryota; Fungi; Glomeromycota; Glomeromycetes; Diversisporales; Acaulosporaceae.